Molecule: messenger RNA, 1688 nt
Organism: Formica exsecta
Lineage: Eukaryota; Metazoa; Arthropoda; Insecta; Hymenoptera; Formicidae
Gene: Alg7
Product: UDP-N-acetylglucosamine--dolichyl-phosphate N-acetylglucosaminephosphotransferase
Exons: 7
Coding region: 253-1473 (406 amino acids)
Biological process (GO): protein N-linked glycosylation; dolichol-linked oligosaccharide biosynthetic process
Cellular component (GO): membrane
Molecular function (GO): UDP-N-acetylglucosamine-dolichyl-phosphate N-acetylglucosaminephosphotransferase activity
Source: RefSeq, a predicted model, not a curated record
UCGAUUUUCGAUAAAUCGAUGCAGCAUAUAUGGCGGCGCCUACGCGCGGAGCCUGAAAGUGAAUAACCUGCGGUAAUUGCAAGUUGAUUAACGAGUUAUCAAUGCAAGUUAUGUGGCAAUCGCGUUAUCGGGAUAACGAGUCAUGUCAGAAUAGAUACCGGCUUCUGUGUUUUCUGCGACGACAUUGAUUCGGAUGUGUGUGUAUGUGUGUGUGCACGUAUUUAAAACCGGUGUUACGUGUGCAGUUUUAAAAUGAACGCCGAGGACGAAACGUGGUUAUUGUUAUUUCCAAUAUGUAUCAACGCGAUAAUGUCUGUGAGUGCGUACUAUUUGACUGUUCAACUAAUUCCGAAGAUAAAAUCCAUGUUUGUCAAAGCUAACCUCUACGGUAUUGACAUGAGUAAGAGGACCAGUGAUAAAGUACCGGAGGCGAUAGGUGUUGUUACCGGAUGUGUGUUUCUCAUAAUAAUGUUCCUAUUUAUUCCUGUACCAUUUACAGAUCAUAUACUUAAAAAUGAAAACUUUCCUCACGAUAAGUUUGUUGAAUUUCUGGCUGCGUUACUGUCCAUAUGUUGCAUGCUACUUUUGGGAUUUGCCGAUGAUGUCUUGGACUUACGUUGGCGACACAAAUUACUUUUACCUACUAUAGCAUCCUUGCCAUUAUUGAUGGUUUACUAUGUUAAUUUUAAUUCCACGGUAAUCAUUAUACCAAAACCACUGAGACCGUGGGUUGGUUUCUCACUGGAUUUAUGGAUACUUUACUAUGUAUAUAUGGGAAUGCUGGCUGUAUUCUGUACAAAUGCGAUAAACAUAUUAGCUGGGAUCAAUGGUUUGGAGGUUGGUCAGAGUUUAAUCAUUGCCACGAGCAUUCUCAUCUUCAAUGUUAUAGAAUUAUCUGGCAGUCAAUGGAAGGCGCAUCAAUUUUCAAUAUAUUUUAUGCUACCUUAUAUAGCAACUUCUCUCGCAUUAUUCAAAUUUAAUUGGUAUCCAUCGCAGGUUUUUGUGGGCGAUACAUUUUGUUACCUUUCGGGAAUGACUUUUGCUGUUGUUGGUAUCAUAGGUCAUUUCAGCAAAACGACUCUAUUGUUUUUCAUCCCUCAAAUAAUCAAUUUUCUAUAUAGUGUGCCACAGCUUUUUCAUUUUGUACCAUGUCCUAGGCACAGAUUACCAAAGUAUAAUAAAGAAACUGACAAAUUGGAGCCUAGCAUAACUGUAUUUAACAAAUCAGAACUGAACACAAUUGGAAAACUAUUAAUGUGGAUACUAAAAACGUUCAAAUUGAUAAAGUGGCAAGAAGAUGGAAAUGGUAUUGUAACUUGCAAUAAUCUAACUUUGAUCAAUUUUAUAUUGAUCAACACUGGUCCAUUAAAAGAACCGACACUAACAACGAUUUUAUUAAUAAUUCAGGUUAUUAGCAGUAUAUUGGCAUUUAUUAUUAGAUAUCCUCUGGCUUCCAUAUUUUAUGAUAUUUGAAUAAAUGUAAGAUUACAUAUAUUUUCUUAUGUAUAAAAAAUAUGAUGUACAUAUUUGAAAAAAUUAUACAUGAUCAUCUUUCUUUCUCUCUUUAGUAGCUAUUGCAAAUAUAGAUUUAUCAAAAUAUCAUAUUAUAGUUUAUAAAUCACAAAUUUAUUGUAUUUAUAUGUAUAUGAUCAAUAUGUAUAUAUGUGAUUAUAAUUCUCUUCUCUUUA